Camellia sinensis is the source of this 2646-nucleotide messenger RNA. RefSeq names its product sulfate transporter 4.1, chloroplastic. Gene Ontology annotation, cellular component: membrane. NCBI's taxonomy places the organism in Eukaryota, Viridiplantae, Streptophyta, Magnoliopsida, Ericales, Theaceae. Gene Ontology annotation, molecular function: secondary active sulfate transmembrane transporter activity. The record is from RefSeq and is a predicted model, not a curated record. Gene Ontology annotation, biological process: sulfate transmembrane transport.
UGCGGACUUUCGCAGCAGAGCAAUUGGGGUCCCCGAACACCUGGCGGUGCAGGAGAACCGCGCUUACAGAAGCCCAGUCAGCUCUGCUCUCCCCUUCCCAAGCAUAUGAUCCAAUGCGCCGGGUAUGCGCAUGGAGAUAACAUACGCUUCCUCCAGCUUGAGCGACCUCGCCACCUCCGCCGAUCAGACAUCCAUGCCGACGACUGGGCGUCCGGUGAGGGUCAUCCCCUUGGAGCACCCCACCGCCACCACCUCCACCUCCUCCUCUUCCUCUUCCUCUUCGUCUUUAUCGAGAUGGCGAUCGAAGCUGAAGCGCAUGACAUUCGAGGAGUGGAUCGAGCUCUUCAUCCCUUGUUACCGUUGGAUUCGAACCUACAAAUGGCGCGACUAUUUACAGCUCGAUCUCAUGGCCGGUAUAACCGUCGGCAUCAUGCUCGUCCCCCAGUCAAUGUCUUAUGCAAAGUUAGCUGGGCUGCAUCCGAUCUAUGGACUUUAUUCUGGUUUUAUCCCUAUAUUUGUCUAUGCCAUCUUUGGGUCAUCUCGCCAGCUUGCAAUUGGUCCAGUAGCAUUGGUUUCCCUCCUGGUCUCUAAUGUCUUAGGCAACAUAGUUGAUUCAUCUGAUGAGUUGUACACAGAACUUGCAAUAUUAUUGGCUCUGAUGGUUGGGGUUUUAGAAUGCAUAAUGGGGCUCUUGAGGCUUGGAUGGCUUAUUCGUUUCAUCAGCCACUCCGUGAUAUCUGGCUUCACAACCGCUUCAGCCAUUGUGAUUGCCUUGUCUCAAGCAAAAUAUUUUUUGGGAUAUGAUAUAGUACGAAGUAGUGAAAUUAUUCCACUGAUCAAGAGUAUAAUAUCUGGAGCAGACAAGUUCUCAUGGCCCCCUUUUGUAAUGGGAUCAAUCAUACUAGCCAUUCUUCUGGUUAUGAAGCACUUGGGAAAAUCAAGGAAGUACUUGCGGUUUCUACGGGCAGGUGGUCCCCUUACAGCAGUUGUUUUGGGUACAACCUUUGUGAAAAUAUUUCAUCCAUCUUCAAUUUCUUUGGUAGGAGAUAUACCUCAAGGCCUCCCAAAAUUUUCUAUUCCUAAAGAAUUUGGAUAUGUGACGUCUUUGAUCCCGACUGCGAUUCUCAUCACGAGUGUAGCGAUAUUGGAGUCUGUGGGGAUUGCCAAAGCAUUGGCAGCGAAGAAUGGAUAUGAGUUGGAUUCAAAUCAAGAGUUGUUUGGUCUUGGUGUGGCCAAUGUCUUUGGUUCAUUCUUUUCUGCAUACCCCACAACAGGUUCCUUUUCUAGGUCGGCCGUCAAUCAUGAAAGUGGAGCAAAAACUGGAUUAUCUGGAAUUGUAAUGGGAAUCAUAAUGGGUUGUGCACUUUUAUUCCUGACUACAUUAUUUGAGUCCAUACCACAGUGUGCUCUGGCUGCCAUUGUGAUUUCUGCUGUAAUUGGACUGGAGGUCUGCUUAUGCCCAGAUUCCUCAGACAUGCAAAACCAAGUGGAUUAUGAAGAGGCUAUCUUUUUAUGGCAUGUAGACAAGAAAGAUUUUCUUCUUUGGACCAUUACAAGCGCAACAACUUUGUUCUUUGGUAUAGAGAUCGGUGUCGUUGUUGGGGUUGGUGUUUCACUUGCUUUCGUCAUCCAUGAAUCAGCAAAUCCACAUGUUGCUGUAUUGGGGCGUCUUCCAGGCACCACUAUUUAUAGGAAUGUUCAACAGUAUCCAGAAGCAUAUACUUACAAUGGGAUUGUGGUUGUUCGAAUUGAUGCACCAAUUUAUUUUGCCAAUAUAAGUUACAUAAAAGACAGGCUACGGGAAUUUGAAUUUGAGGUUGAUAAAUCUACAAAUCGCGGACCAGAAGUUGAAAGAGUUUAUUUUGUGAUUAUAGAGAUGGCACCUGUUACAUAUAUAGACUCGAGUGCAGUUCAAGCUUUGAAAGACUUGCACCAGGAAUACAAGUCAAGGGACAUUCAGAUGGCCAUUGCCAAUCCAAACAGAGAAGUUUUGCUGGCGCUAACAAGAUCUGGUGUGGUUGAACUUAUUGGUAAAGAGUGGUUCUUUGUGAGAGUGCAUGAUGCUGUUCAAGUCUGCCUUCAGCACGUGCAGAGCUUAGACGUCUCACCUAAGGCACCAAAACCAUUAUCUGAAGAUAAAUCCACUUUCUUUCAGAGGUUGUCGAAACAGAGAACUGAGGAAUUCCCAACUGCUGACUUGGAGUCGGGUGAAAGACAUUCUCGGAUCUCCAAAGAUGCAGACCCUCAACUGGAGCCCCUGUUAUCUCGGAAGUCCUAAAACUUGUGCCAUUGUUUUGUGAGGUAGGGCUAUAUAUAUAUGCAUGUAUACAUACAUUUUCACACGCCAAUGCGUGUAUAUUGUUUAUCCAUUUUUUCCCAGCAUUUCUGGGUGGUUUUAUUUUAUUUUAUCUUAGUAGUUGUCUCCUUGUGAACAUGCACUUCAUGGCUACGUAUUAUAAUGGGAAAUUGAGUCCCUGCCAUGCCCAUUCAAUUUAAAUGUGUUGGUGUGAAGAACUACAGUUUAUCUAUGUUGUUGAUGGUGGAUACAGAAAAUGUUACUUUGCUUUAAAGAAAGAGCACUGCAAGUAACUAACUAUUGCUGGUUAGGCUGUAUUGAAGUGUUUGGUUUGUUCUCCCUUGCUAUAA